AUGUCGGAUUCGUUCUUUGGCUUUGACGCGGCCCUGCCCGGUGAAGAAGACGAUGGUGGCGGUGGAGCCAGGCGUGCCAGGGGUUCCGGUGGUGCUGGCGGUGGCGGCGGAGGUCGAAGAGUGCUCGGCGGUGGCAGUGGCAGUGGCGGCGGCCUGGAAACCGACUCCGAGGAGGAGUACGAUGCGCUCAACGAUGAAACGUUUGGCCAAGCACGGCAAGACGAUUGGGAAGAUUUGCACGAAAAUCUAGUGCGAAUGGACCAGCGAGAGGGAGGGGACGGCGACUCAGGGCCGGAUUCCGAUCUGGACAUUAACUUCUCGUCGGUUGGAAUCGAUAAUUUCGAGCUCGACAACGACACGGAACCGGAAGCACGGCUGCAGCUGGAUCCGAGCGUGUGGACCAUGCCGAGCAAACCGGAACCGACACGUUCCGUACCGGCUCCGCAGCCGGAGGCUCCGAUAGCGGCCGCAGGCGCUCCAACGCCAGUGCCAGGCACGGAUCGGUUCGGUGCGUCGAUGGCCCCGAAUAGGUUUCCUCUGCCAAACCCGGGCCAGAUUCGCAUCUGCUCGCUGGAGGAGAUCGAGCAAAACAUGAUCAAGCAGCAGCAGGAACAGUUGCGUCGAGGCAUGACACCUCUGCCGAGGCCACCGCCCGGAUUCCAACCGCCUUCCAGUGCAUCGAACCAACAACCACCGUUGCCGCCACCGGUGGCUAUCGGAGGCCAAGGACCGCCACCGGUGGGAGGACUGAAUCGGCCGCUACCGGUUCCGAUCGGGUUUCCGGUAGGUGGUCCGCCACCAACCGGUGGCCCGAUGUUUCCUCCGACGAACGUACCGCCACCAACGACGGCGGUGCCACCACCUCCGGGGCCACCGUUUCCCUUCCCGAUCAACUUCCAGGGACCGCCCACGAUGCCGCCACCGCCGGCCGGAGCCCCGGGAACUCCAGGGUCAAACAACAACAAUAACAACAAUAACGCCAGUUUCAGCCAGCGGCUCGUCGAGGAGAUCCAGCAAAACCACCCGAUGCUGCCGCACUACCGCCAGCAGCCUCCGCCCGGUCCGCCACCUCCGCUCCCGGGGAUGGGUGUGCCACCCCCGGCGGGGCCGCUCGGUCCGUUGCCACCAGCGCACGGUAACUUUAAGCAUCCAUUUCUACCGUUUCACCCGUUUCCGCCAAACUGGAACCCGCACAACCAGCCCCAUCAUCAUCAUCCGCAGCAGCCACAGCAGGGCGGUCCGGCACCCCAUCACGGUCACCAUGGCCAUCCGGGGCAUCAUCAUUUUCCGCACCAACAGCAUCAUCCGGGACAUCCGCACCAUCAUCCACAGCAGCAGCAACACCAUCACCACCAACACCAGCAACACCACCACCAUCAUCCACAGCAACAGCAGCAGCAGCAGGGUGGCCACCGGCUGCAGAAUGGCAAACUGAACCGUAACUUCGAGUACGACGAGUACGCGAACAUGAUGAGCGAACGGGCCAAGCACUGGCUGCUCGGCAUUCAGCUGUCGCAGCUCAACAAGGAGACGGCGUACUACAACGACUACUACUUCUGCGUGUUCCGCGACCGGAAGGAGCGCGAGCGGGGCGCGCAGCGCGAGAGCAAGGCACACAAGGACAACACGUUCUACCAUCCGUUCACGCAGCAGAUGCUGCACCGGAACGGGCUGAUUCGUGAGCGGCGCAACUCGGACAACAUGUCGUCGAAGGACAACAUCAAGGAGAUUCAGCCGCGUCGCUACAAGCCGGUCCAGUUCGAGAACUCGCUCGGCAAGCUGCAGUGCGGUAGUGUGAUUGCGCCACGUAAAAUUAUCGAUCAGGACGUGGUCGUCGAUCGGUCGGUAUCGGACGGUACCAAUGGAGUGGCUGGCGGUGCCGGUGGUGCUGGCAACGGUAGCUCCGAAACGGUCCACCAUCAGCGCCGCUCGCGCCAAAUACUGUUGCACGUGGAGAACCUGUACCGGUUGCUGUUGCGCCUCGAGGACCUCGCCAAUCCGCUGGCGAUCGAAGCGAAGCAACAGAUGAAGGAGAAGCGCGCUAAAGAGCAGCUGUUGGCGCAGGAAAAGCAAAGCUCUACGGUGCCCGACGAACAGAACAAUGUGGCCGCCACCGCCGGACACGCCGGAUCUGCGGCGCUCGUGACCGUCACGCCGGUGUCGGAGGUCGAACAGGACACGCUGAGUUCGCUACUCGAGAGGAUACUGCCCGCGCUCAAUGCGGAAGGUGUUCAGCGGCUGCUGUCGGUGCGCAAGGGCAAACAGCUGUUGACGCGCAUCCAGAAGGCCCUCAGUGCGCACCCGGCCCGCUGGACCGUCUGGUGUACGGUGCUCAGCACCCUCGUAGCCCUGCCGAGGCGCGAUCGGGACGAUGCGGACGAACAGCUCAGUCCGCUGUUCGCGCAACUGGAGCUACACGUGAAGUACGCUGCCGGUGCUGUGGAACUGUUGCCACUGUUCGAGACGCUCCUCAACACCGAUCAGCUGCUUGGGCUGGUGCCGAAGUGCAAGUUUCUUCUGCUGACCAUCCUCACACUGAUCGCCCAGAUGGAGCAACUGGCCACGGAUGACGACGACGAUGAGGACGACGCCGACGACGGCAAACAGCGGCAGAUCGUGGAGGUUCGCUGGCGGUCGCUGCUACGUGAGCUGGCCCGUGUCUUCGCUAAUGCCGCCACCACGGCAGACACGGAGGGGGGCAACAAAACCGGUACCGGCAGUCCCCCGAAGGUGAUCGUGAAACUUGACUCGACCUGUGGCUUCGUGAAGCUGCUGCGAGCCCAUCUACAGCGACACCCGGAGCUCGAUCUGGAGCGGAAACUGCAAACGAUCGUGUCGAUCGUGGACAGAUCCGAGCCAAUCCAGCAGCAGCAAGGAUCACGACAAUCGGACACGCCGGAUAAGCCGGAGUAAGCUGCGUAAGAGAGUUAUCUUUUACCUUUUCUUGUUUGUUGCGGUUACGGUGGAAGUAGGAUUUGUUCCGCGAUCGCCGACGAUCGCGGUUCAGUUUUGUUGUUGUGGCCAAUCCCCUCCUAUUAUUUUACUCCCCCCCAUUAACGUCGUCAUUUUUUCGUGUUUUUGUGUAAUUUUUUGUCUUUUUUUAUUAUUUUAUAUCCUAUCUUUUCGGUGCCACCCCGUAAGCCUCAGAUACACCACAAUAAUCUAGAGAGAGAGAGAGAGAGAGAGGUUCUCUCUGGACACUCCGCACUGAGAGAUUGUGCGGAGAGAUUGUCGGUUUUAAUCGAUUAAUCAAGGAAUACACGUUUCCCCUCACACGGGGAAAGCCACUGAUAGCAGAGAUAGAGAGAAAGAAUUAACAUUAGCAAAAACCAAUUGUAACUAACUACACAAUAACGGUGGGCCACGGCGCAUCCCGUCGUCGUCGUCACCGUCAUCCAAACAAAUAUGGCAAUCGUGUGUCACCGAGUGCCAGGGCUGGCUGGUGAGCGAGGAACGUAAGGAAUUAUGUUGUAAUCUAUGCCCUUUUAUCAUAACGUAGCUCAACGCAACACUUGACAGAAGACCGCGACCGUGGGCAGUGUUUAAUGUUAUUAGUCUCUUCAUGCAUCUUUUAUUAGAUAACGUUAUUUUUCUGUCUUUAUUUUUGUUUUUUUUUACCUCUUAACCAUUCUGCUGACCCACGACGACACGCGUAAUUAAUCUACACUAUUUGUGCGUGCGCCCCGAAAAGCUGAGCACCCGGGAGGGUAUACAAUUGAAAAUAUUCAUUAUAGUAGAACAAAGUGUAAGUAAAAAGCUGUAUGUGGCGCCCGGCCCCCUCUUGAAAAUUAUGAGAUUUUAGUGGUCUCUGGCAAAAUUGACUCAAAAUAUUAAAGCAUAUUAAUUUAGGUAUUGUUAAAUAAUGGACAUCAAGCGAGAGAGAGAGAGAGAGAGAGGGGGAGUGUGCUUGUGUGUUGUGUGUGCUGUUGCUGCGUCACCGAUGACGAAGUGCGUCCUCUGCAUCCGGUGGUGGCCGGCAGUAGCGUCAACACACGACGCACGAGAGGUUCAUAAGUUAAAAAUAAAAUUAUAAGCACUUAU
Messenger RNA from Anopheles bellator, 4041 nucleotides. RefSeq names its product protein PAT1 homolog 1-like. The coding region runs from base 1 to 2913 and encodes 970 amino acids. Gene Ontology annotation, molecular function: RNA binding. The record is from RefSeq and is a predicted model, not a curated record. The transcript is spliced from 2 exons. Lineage: Eukaryota; Metazoa; Arthropoda; Insecta; Diptera; Culicidae. Gene Ontology annotation, biological process: deadenylation-dependent decapping of nuclear-transcribed mRNA; P-body assembly. Gene Ontology annotation, cellular component: P-body.